UUGCACUAUUUUACUUUUAGUCGAUUUUCUCAAAGCCCUAAAAUCUAUUUCUUCAGCCUCCUCAUCGCGGACAACUCAAAAACCUCUUUUUAUUCUCUGGAAAGUUCAGUAUUUUCUUUCUUGCCAAACAAAAAGUUGGGUAGAAUCUUUACUGGGUUUGGAAGCGCAUCGUAGUAAUGGCUUCAAAAACAGCGACCAAAGAUAUCAUCACUCUGCGUGGCUCUGCCGCCAUUGUCAGCGAGUUCUUCGGAUAUUCAGCAAACAGUAUUCUGUACAAUCGAGGAGUGUAUCCUGAGGAAAGCUUUGUGAAGGUGAAGAAAUAUGGAUUGCCAAUGUUGCUUACUCAAGACGAGGGCCUCAAAUCCUUCAUUGCAAACCUAACUGCCCAGCUUUCUGAAUGGCUGGAAUCUGGAAAGUUACAGAGAGUUGUUCUGGUCAUAAUGAGCAAGGCCACCAGUGAGGUUCUGGAGAGGUGGAACUUCAGCAUUGAGACCGACAGUGAGGUCGUUGAGAAGGGCAUGUCGAGGGAAAAGAGUGACAAGGAAAUCAUGAGGGAGAUUCAAGCGAUCAUGAGACAGAUUGCUUCGAGCAUCACUUACUUGCCAUGCCUUGAUGAACCCUGUGUGUUUGAUGUGUUGGCGUACACGGAUAAAGAUGUUGCAGUCCCAUUCACUUGGAUCGAGAGUGAUCCGAAACUGAUUACAAAUCCAGAAAUAGUGAAACUGCAUUCCUUUGACACCAAGAUCCACAAGGUUGACACUCUAGUGUCGUACAAGAACGACGAAUGGGACGAGCAGUAAGGAGAGGAGGGGGAUGGUAACCAGUAUUAAUGUUUCGUGGACUUUUGGUAUUGUGAAUCUUUUAUUCACAAUUUGUUACAACGGUUGGGACGAGGAUGAGAAAUUGUGUACUGAACUAUCCGUAAGAUGUGUUUCCGUCUUGAUGUUUUUGACGUGGGUGUUGGAUGUAUAAUUGUAUGUUGGUGGGUGGAACGCGUGUUUUGAGUUGUAUUCAUUUCGUACCAGACAAGUCAUCGAAUGUGUUAGCUUUCAUAUAUAAAAACAGAUUCUGUUGUUCC
Molecule: messenger RNA, 1078 nt
Organism: Malus domestica (apple)
Lineage: Eukaryota; Viridiplantae; Streptophyta; Magnoliopsida; Rosales; Rosaceae
Product: mitotic spindle checkpoint protein MAD2
Biological process (GO): mitotic spindle assembly checkpoint signaling
Cellular component (GO): kinetochore; cytoplasm; nucleoplasm
Source: RefSeq, a predicted model, not a curated record